UGGUUCCAGUUAGCUGCGAGAGAUAUGAGUUGUCAAAAGAAGUCUUCGAUCUUCGAAACUUCUAAUCAAGAACACUACAAUACAGUCCAACACAGAGGUAGGUAAAAAUAAACCCUAAUAACUACUGCUUUUACUCCUUCAAAACGAAUCAAGCCAAAUCAAGUCAACCCGAUUAAUUCCUUCUCUCCAUAUCUCUCGAAACCCUAAAUUCCAUCAUUGUAGAUCUUAAUUAAUGGCUUCUUCAGAGAUCGAGAUAGUUGCAGAUACUCAAAACAACCACAACUCAAAUCAAACCAACGGAAGUGCUAUUAAUGUAGUUGAGAUUAAUGAUGUCUUCGCUGCGUCUGCUUACGGUGAUUUAGAAAAAUUAAAGAAAUUUGUGGGGAAAGAUGGUUGUUCUGUUUCUAUACCUGAUGGAAAUGGUUAUUAUCCACUUCAAUGGGCUGCCCUAAAUAAUUUCCCAGAAGUUACGCAAUACAUCAUUCAGCAUGGGGGCGAUGUCACUGCGGUUGAUAAUGCACAGCAGACGGCAUUACACUGGGCAGCAGUUCGAGGAGCUAUUGCUGCAGCUGAUGUGCUAUUGCAAAAUGGAGCACGGGUUGAAGCUGCCGAUAUUAAUGGAUAUCGGGCAGUUCAUGUUGCUGCUCAAUAUGGCCAAACGGGAUUCUUAAACCACAUUAUGGCGAAGUAUGGAGCUGAUUUUGAUACUCCAGAUAACGAAGGGAGAAGCCCUCUUCAUUGGGCUGCUUACAAGGGAUUUGUGGACACUAUAAGGCUGCUUCUGUUUAGAGAUGCCUAUCAAGGGAGACAAGAUAAAGAAGGUUGUACACCUUUGCAUUGGGCUGCAUUACGAGGUAAUGUGGAAGCAUGCACCAUACUUUUACAUGCUGGUACAAAGCAAGAGUUAGUGGUGAAAGACAAAGCUGGACUUACUCCUGCUCAACUUGCUUAUGAUAAAGGUCAUCGAAACGUCGGCUUUAUCCUUUCGAAGGCACAGAGGAGUGGAGGCAAACUCUGCGGAGGCAAAUUUUUCUUGGGGAAGAUAGAAUCUGUAGGAUAUGCCCCUUUUCUAGUGCUCAUUAUAAUCACUCAAGCCAUUCUCUUUCUCAACUCAGUUCUUUUAGCUCCAAAUUUCAGGAAAGUUACUGCUGUCGUCGGACUAUGGGGAUGGACUGCCAUAUCUUUUGCAGUUGCUGCACUUUUGAUGCUUCACAGAUGUGGCAGUAAGGAUCCAGGCUACGUAAAGAAAUCUUCUGGAAAGUCAGAUCCUGCAGAUACAGAGGAUCCAUUGUUGAACAUUGACCUAAACAGUUCCUCUAUUUGGACGGGAAAUUGGUCUCAACUUUGUCCUACUUGCAAGAUAAUCAGGCCAGUUAGGUCCAAGCACUGUCCGACCUGUAAGCGCUGUGUGGAACAGUUUGACCAUCAUUGUCCAUGGAUAUCAAAUUGUGUGGGGAAGAGAAAUAAGUGGGACUUCUUUAUGUUAGUUUGCAUGGGAACCAUGACAGCACUGAUCAGUACUGUUGUUACAGUUCAAAGAAUUUGGACAGAUGUACCUGCAUCACCAACAUCCGGAAGCUGGGUUCAUCAUGUGGUAGCUACACAUCCAGGUGCUGUUGGGUUUCUCGUGAUGGACUCUAUUAUUCUGAUUUGUGUCCUGACACUGACUAUAUCUCAGUCAUCACAGGUAGCACGGAAUAUCACCACCAAUGAGUUGGCAAACAGGGCUCGCUAUGGGUAUCUUCGAAAUCCUGAUGGGAAGUUCAGAAACCCUUAUAACCAUGGAUGCCGGAAGAAUUGCUCAGACUUUUUCAUAAAUGGAUAUACUGAAGAUGACGAGAUUGCAUGGCCGACUUUACAACAAGCCACCAAUUAAUACCACCAUUACCAAGAAAGCUACUCAGAUUUGGCAAUUAGUAACUUACUCCAUGAGAGGACCUCCCUUUCAGUUUGGAGAUGGUCCCAAGAAAGUGACGCAUAAUCCACCAAUACGUGGUACAGAGAUUUGACAACCAUUUGAGUAAUUCGUCUUCAUUGAUAGCCAGCUUUGACUUGGGUGAAUAUACGAUGUUCUGCUGCACGAUUAAGGAUGUUUGUAAAUGUUAUUCUUUCAACAGUUUCAGUGUUUCAGAGACUUGCUUAUGUCAGGAACUGUUCAGGAAGCUGGCCGUGGGUUGUUAAGUGUCUAUGUACCCUGGCAUAUGAUGCUUCUCAUCAUUCUUAUUGUGUAAAAUUGUAAUUCUUAAAACUGAUACAACUCAGUAUAUCUCUAUACUAUAAAUGUACCUUUGAAAAUUCCA
Messenger RNA from Papaver somniferum (opium poppy), 2300 nucleotides. RefSeq names its product probable protein S-acyltransferase 23. Gene Ontology annotation, cellular component: Golgi membrane. The record is from RefSeq and is a predicted model, not a curated record. Gene Ontology annotation, biological process: protein palmitoylation. NCBI's taxonomy places the organism in Eukaryota, Viridiplantae, Streptophyta, Magnoliopsida, Ranunculales, Papaveraceae. Gene Ontology annotation, molecular function: protein binding; palmitoyltransferase activity. The transcript has 13 exons. Bases 233 to 1876 code for a protein of 547 amino acids.